AGGCCAUGGUGUUGAUGCUACGAGUCCUGCUGCCCUUCUUCUGCACCCUGUUCUUCCUGAACCUGCUCCCCGGGGUGGAACCUGCCGUGCCCCUAGAGGACUUCUACCCCUUUGGCAAGGAGCAGGGAGACUCCCAGACCAUUGCUCAGGACGACGGAGGCUCCGGUCUUGUGGAGAUCUCUGUAGCAUUCCCUUUCUUUGGAGACAGACACAUGGGACUCUAUGUCAAUAACAACGGUCUGGUGUCUUUUCUGAGGGAAGUAUCUCAGUUCACUCCCGUUGCUUUUCCCAUUGCUGGUGAUAGGAGAGUUGUGGCCCCAUUUUGGGCUGAUGUUGACAACCGACGUGCCGGAAAAGUUCUAUACAGAGAGAGUCAGGAGCCUUCCAUACUCAGACGGGCGUCAGAAGAUGUGCGGAUGUAUUUUUCAGAGCUGCCCCACUUCAAUGCAACAUGGAUUCUCGUAGCUACGUGGCACCAAGUCACUUUCUUUGGAGGAAGCUCUAAAACACCGGUGAACACCUUCCAAGUGGUGCUCAUCACAAAUGGAGAGCUUUCCUUCACAAUAUUCCAAUACAACAAUGUAACGUGGACAACAGGCAUGCAUGCCAGCAGUGGAGGAGACCGGGCAGGUCUUGGAGGGAUCGCAGCACAGGCAGGUUUCAACGCAGGCGAUGGAAAGCGCUAUUUUAACAUCCCUGGCUCCCGAACUGCUGACGUGGUGAACGUAGAAGGAACCACCAAUGUGGGCUUCCCCGGCAGAUGGGUCUUCCGGAUAGAUGGGGCAAAUGUAGAAGUGGGUGGCUGCAAUAACUCUGCUUCUGUGUGCCCGCACCUGCGACCAUGUCUAAACGGAGGCCGCUGCAUCGAUGACUGUAUCACAGGCAACCGCUCCUUCACCUGCUCCUGCUUGGCUGGUUUCACUGGUCGACGAUGCCAGAUCAAUGUCGAUGAAUGUGCUUCACAGCCCUGUCAGAACGGAGGAACAUGUGAAGAUCAGAUAAAUAGUUUCACCUGCCACUGUCCUUCUGGGUUUACAGGAGCUCUGUGUGAAACAGACAUAGACGAGUGCAAAGACCGGCCGUGCCUCAACAACGGGCUGUGUGUACAAGGCACCGGCACCUUCACCUGCACGUGUGAACCAGGUUACACCGGCAUCCUGUGUGAAACUGGUUUGAACAUGUGUGAGUCCCAGCCCUGUCUGAACGGAGGGGAAUGUGUCAGUCAAUUGACGAACUUCACGUGUAUUUGCCCUGACACCUUCAUUGGAGUUCUCUGUGAGACAGAGCUGGUGGUGCCUCGAGCCAAUUCAACUGAGGCAGAGAACCAGACAGCUUUGUGCGCCGACUGUAAGAAGCACCAGAUUUGUGAAUACACCAGCUCUGGCACCUACAACUGUACGUGCAUGCCAGGAUACCACGGUGACAAGUGCGAAGAACAGUGUCUCUGCAAGAAUGGAGGUGUCUGUGUGAACGUCAGUGGGAUCAUCAGUUGUGACUGCCCGGCAGGCUACACAGGGCCCUAUUGUCAAUUAGAAGUAACCCAUACGCCAUGUAGUAACAGCAGGCCGUGUCCUGACGGAGGUCCCUGCUUGGAGUACGGAGGAAGCUACCGGUGCACAUGUCAGACUGGUGGAUCCGAGCUAGAGACUCGAGACAAAGACUUCAGUCUAUAUGUACAGCCCCAAUCGGUCUGUGACUCAUCCCCGUGUCUGAAUGGAGGUUACUGCUAUGAACGAGAUGGAGGCUACACCUGCGAGUGCAAACAUGGAUACUGGGGGAAGAACUGCGAGAGAGUCAGAAUCAAUCCCUGUGCUUCUGGUCCCUGUCGCAACGGAGGCUCCUGUAAGGAAGAAGCCGGGAGUUACCGCUGCGUCUGCCCCUACAGGUUCACUGGGAAGCACUGUGAAGUCGGCAAACCAGACCCCUGUGCCUCCAGCCCCUGUCUCAAUGGUGGAACAUGUUUCCACUACAUUGGAAAGUACAAGUGUGAAUGCACUGACAACUUUAGCGGCAGACACUGUGAAAUGAGACGCUCGACACAUCAGUUUCCAGACCUGACAUGUGGACGGCCCCCUCACGUGAAGCACGCUGACGUGCAGUUCUCCUCAACAACACCAGGAUCUGUAGCUGUUUACAUUUGCCAUCUCGGCUUCACGCCUGUGCCCAGAGCCACUCAGAGCAUCUGUGGCAUUCAGGGGGACUGGAGCCAGCCGCCCAUCUGUGAGGAAAUCAGUCAGUGUCUGUCUCAGCCUUGUGUUAAUGGGGGAACUUGUCGAGAUCAGGGAGCAUCUUAUGUUUGCGACUGCGCUGGUGGCUACAGUGGGAACCGAUGUCAGACAGACGUAAAUGAAUGCCUGUCAGAGCCCUGCAGGAAUAGAGGAACGUGUGAAAACCAGCCUGGCUCCUUCUUAUGCCACUGUCCGAAAGGCUUCAAAGGGAAAACCUGUGAGAAAGAGCUGGAUGGCUGUGAUUCCAACCCCUGUCUGAAUGGGGGUGUGUGCCGCAGUUUCGGGCAGAAUUAUCUGUGCGUGUGCAAGGAAGGCUUCUUUGGUGAUCAAUGCCAGAUGUUGGAGGAUCCUUGUGUACUGCAGCCUUGUGGUAACCGCGGUGACUGCAGGACUGGCAAAAGAGGCAACUACAACUGCGUGUGCCGACCGGGACACACAGGCAAGGACUGCGAGAAAGAUCUGUUGCCUCCAUCGGGUCUCCAUGUGCUGCGUGUGGAAGAAAAUGAAGUGGAGCUGCGAUGGGAUGAGAGGUCGCCCAGCAUGGCCAGUGGAUUUGCUGUCACCUAUGCUCCUCUUGGCCGGAGCAAUCGCAAGAUAGAUUUCCUGGAUAAACAGCAGUCCAGAUAUGUCAUGAGAGGACUGGCCCCAGGUCUGCUCUACAACAUCUCAACCUUCUCCGUCAAACGCAACACCAACACUGAUGACAUCAGCAAACCUGCCACUGCACUCAUUCGGACAAGACCUCGAAGGGCUGAGCAGCUGCACGUCGUCAAUGUUUCAUCAUCGCAUGUUUGGCUGCGAUGGUUGGUUCAGCUGGCUCGACAUUCAACAGUCAGUCGGGUUCAUGUGACACUGCAGCCACUGAAUGGAAGCGAUGAUCAAACCGUGGUUCUGAACUCAAGCACCACGGAGCACACAUUCAGUGCUCUUCGUCCGGCUCAAAUGUACACAGUAGAUGUGUUGACUCAAAGCGGAAUAAGACCAGAUGAGUUUCCCUCUACAAGCCACUCAGCUGGACCACUGCGCUUCUGGACACGGCCUCUUCCUCCUCAGAAUCUCUCAUUGUCAAACGUGACAACUAACUCUGCACUGAUAACCUGGAGCAGACACCCAAAACACCUCCCGGAUGGAUUUGUGGUCAAUGUGACCCGUGGAUUGAACACCCGCAGUCGCUUCCUGCCCAAUGGGAAGUUGGGCUCGUACACCCUUAGGGAACUGACGCCAGGACAACAAUACUUUGUGACUCUCACGUCCGUCAAGAGCACAGGAGAGGAGCAGAUCCAGAGCAAACCUCAGCACUUGGCCUUUGCCACGCUGCCAAUGGAAGGCCGUCAAGGAAGAAAGGAGAGGCUGAAGGUGAAUCAGUUCAGCCGUACAAUGAAACCGCAGAGGGCUCAGGACCCGGGCGGUGCAGCUGGAACAGAAGUGCCCAGAUUCCCAGAACUGGUCGACCGAAGAGGAAAAAUAACUACCAAGUUGAAGCACUUGCCAAGAAAAGUCAUCAGGCAUCGUACAAAACCCGAACCACCAAUCAGAUUAGAGCGGAUGGAGGAGACAACAAACAAGAUCAGUUUGGCCCUGGAGAUCCAAGAUGAGGGGUUACAGACAAAGCCCGAGACGCCCCAGGACUGUCGCACUCUCUCCUGCCUGAACGGGGGCUCGUGUGUGAAUGAUGGCGAUGCUUUCAUGUGCGACUGCGCAGCUGGGUUCAAGGGGAGACAGUGUGAACUGUUGUGCCAACGAGUGCCACACCCGUGCACCCGCCUCUAUUCUGAAACAAAAAGUCUGCCUGUUUGGGAGGACGGCGUGUGCCAUUACGUGUACAAAAGGACUUACAAAGUGCAGCAGGAUGUUUGCUACAGAGAAGUUUGUGAAGCUACUCUUCCCAAGAAAAGUCAAAGCAGAAAAACAACUAGGCAACAAUAAAGAACUUUUGAAGGAAGUGCGUCGGUCGUUUUUUGAGUUUCAGAUUUGAUGUUGAUGUUGUAUUGCUGUAACUGGAUUUUCUCACAGUCGUACAGGUGCACCCUGAAACAUAGCAUCUCUUCAACUCAGCAUUCGUGAUUCUUAACGGAUUAUCUGUUGUAGUUUCUCCUUUGGGAUGGUUCAUGAUGUUCUCUAAAUGUGUCAUAGACUCUGCUCACCUUGGUCAGCAGAGCACAGCAUGUUCUGUGUAAAAUACUUCAUCUGUGUCUCAGCAGGCUUUUCUGCUCGCUACUGUGUAAAUAGUGUUCAUAGGCCAUUUUGUAGGUGAAUAUUUUAAUAAUAAAACUGCCAAAAU
Molecule: messenger RNA, 4509 nt
Organism: Synchiropus splendidus (mandarinfish)
Lineage: Eukaryota; Metazoa; Chordata; Actinopteri; Syngnathiformes; Callionymidae
Gene: sned1
Product: sushi, nidogen and EGF-like domains 1
Exons: 32
Coding region: 6-4154 (1382 amino acids)
Biological process (GO): cell-matrix adhesion; establishment or maintenance of epithelial cell apical/basal polarity; heterophilic cell-cell adhesion
Cellular component (GO): protein-containing complex; plasma membrane
Molecular function (GO): calcium ion binding; Notch binding
Source: RefSeq, a predicted model, not a curated record